This is a messenger RNA of Schistosoma margrebowiei, 5390 nucleotides long. The record is from the annotation of a GenBank genome assembly. Lineage: Eukaryota; Metazoa; Platyhelminthes; Trematoda; Strigeidida; Schistosomatidae.
GGCGCGUAUAUCAAGGUACUACGCUUCAGUUAUUUUUUGAAGGGAUAGUAUCAGAUUACUUGAUCGUGAUUCUGUCAGUACACCCGAACUACUUUCCAUCAGUCGACAAUACUUUAAGAACUUCAAAGGUUUUUUCACCUACUACCACUGAUGCCGUCGUCUAGGACAGCUAGGAUAAGGCGAAAUUCCGUACCGGAUAGGUGCACAAUCAUCAAGUGUAUGAGGAAAACAAUCUUCACUUUUGUUUUCCUAUUGGUCGGUUUUUCAACAGGACUCAUAGGACCAAGUAUUCUGUAUCUGGAAAAGUUAGCUGGCUCACGAGAGGAUGAAACAGCUCUUGUUUUUACAUCGAAGGCCGUCGGGUGUAUUGGCGGGUGGAUAGUUAGCUGUUUAUUACUGGAUUCAGAAGGUUCUACUAAACCAAAUGAUUUACUAAGUGUUGGACUUUUCGGCCUAGUGAUAUCCAAUGGUCUUAUUAUUUUCGUUAAACAUCUUUGGUGGAUGCUGGCAGUUUUUUUUCUUCAAGGUUUAUUUGUUACAAUUUCUUUGCAAGGUAACAAAAAAAUAUAUGUACGAACCUUGUUUUGGCUUAAUAAUCAUUACAUCCCAUCUACAAUUGAAACUAAGGGUAUAUUUGAAAAAUUUCUAAAAAUGUAUUUAAAUGGCUAUAGCAGUGCUAGAAAACAAUUGAUAAUAAUUACUUUCUAGUUAUCUGGAAUAGCAGAUAUACAAGUAAGAUAUGAUCGAAUAUUUUUCUAAUAGUUUAUACUCCUCUGAAACGUUAGUUUUAAAGUAGGGUCAAAUCGUAGUUCUUUCAUUUAAUCUCACUUAACCAGAUUACUGCACUAAUACAGUUCACCCUUCGAAUUUUCCAGCAGAUGUAGACAUGUUCAAAAGCGAAACAAACCUUACUCACUGGUUCCCGCCACUGACAAUUCAAUUUAGCAUAUGACUAUUAUUGUACUUUGUUGACUGGUGAAAGCCUUUGACUUCCAUUCACCGGUGUAUGAGUUAUGACCCUCGUUCUUCUGUUCUAAUAUAGACGGUCAAAUAGUGCCAAUGGUUGUCCCAUAAAAAUUUUGGCUCAAAGUUUAAGUUACAAGCCUAAAAUUGGUCUUUGUGUCGACGUUUCGCCAAAGUAUCUCAUAGCCUGGCUCGCCAUACGAAGACUGAAAUAAUGUCAGGGUCCGGAGGCACUUAGGAUCAUCACCUUGGAUGUAGCAUAGAUUCCAUAAGUUACGCAGAGAAAUAUAUCCUCAGAAUUUCCACAAUCCAAAACUUAAAAUGAUUAAAUUAGUAAUGUUUUUGAAUUUAUUGGGAAAACCUAACAUGAAAAAGGCGGUUCAAUCGAUGCUCAUAGUCGUGAAUUUAAUGAUUACACAAUGACCUUCGAAUAUUAAUUUGUGCUGAUUAGUUGCACUUUGUAUAACUUUUUUUGAAGUUUUUGUUCACUUUAUACUUGUGUUUGUAAAAAUAGAAUGUAAAAUGCAAUUAUCAUUGCUUUAUUAGUUAUCCAGUAUUUUUAAUUGCCAUUCAUUUUUGGAACUGAUUUUCAGUAAAUUAAGUCUUGUGAGCAGUGUAUUAAUUCUCAUUAUCAAUCAAUUAGCAUUCUAUUUUUCAUCUUGACAUUUCAUUCGUGUUUCUGAUCAUUCAAAAUUCGUAACCCAUAGUAGUAAAACUAACUCAAAAGAUACCGUUUAUCCUGUUACUGUGGGAAAAUAAGUGAAUGACCCAAUAUCAAAGUGAGUGACUAAACCAUUCACUAAGCCACAUAGUGAAAUAAUUUACCUCUGAACAUUAGAUAGAUUGCAGUCAUCAAACUCAUAGUUGCUUCUGAAAUGGCUAUUGUUAUAUCUGAGCGAAGAUUGGAUCAUGAGUAAUUUCUGAGACAUAUUAGUUGACUAAUAUUAUCUAUACAUUCUGAUGGUAUAACUAUUCAAUAAUUAGAUAAUGUAUAUUUAUAUUCCUCUUAUUAUAAGCUUCAUUUUGAUCUAUAAUUUAUUAUUAUACAAUUUACUGUUCGUAAGCUAUGUUCAGUCCCACAUUCACAGUCACGUUUUGGCUUUAUUGUAUACAAAUGUUAUUUCCUAUUUUAUGGUGCGUUGCGGUCUGUUUGGUUGAUAUAUAAACCCAGUAUGUCUGAAAUAAAUUAUUCGAUUUGAUUCGCAUAAUGGAAGCUGGUAUCGGUGUUCUGGACUCACGUGGACGGGCUAGGCGGACACAGGACCAAUAAGAACGCUAGGCUGCUCAUACCGGUCGGACGUCAUUGGUUUGGCACAGUGCUAAGAUUGUAUAAGUCGUAUUUUGAUUAGUGGAAAUAGCGACUAUGGGAUGUAAAAAUCUUCCUUAAAAGUAAUUUAAAACUAAGUUUUGAAACUUUUUUAUUUUGUAAUUUAUCAUUUUUCAGGAUGUGUUUAUCAUCGUGAGAACGUAAAACACCGACUCCACAUUGUGCCACAAUAUUUAACAAGUGUUUUCUUAUUGGGCUGUGUAUUUACUCCAUAUUUUAUUUUAUUUAUUGAGCCAAAUUUAAAUGCCAUUACAUCAUUAGAUGUUCAUCCCAGUACUACACUGAAUGAACCACAGCAUUCACAUAAUCAUAACUUCAUUUCAAACGUAUCUAAUGUAGUUCCCAUUAAAUUUGUUGAGAGUAGCAGUACUGGUAUUAGUAAACACAAUAAAAUUUCUCCACUUAUUCGUAUUCCUCGAAAAAUUUCAGUUAGUACCCCACUACUGAAUAAAUCUAAUUUUGGUCUGCAAACAACACCUCAAACCAGUAUGGACAUUAAUCAUCAUGAAAUAUCUACUGAUCAAUCUCACAAUUUAAAUCUAAUCAUACCUAAUUUUACGUCAACAAACGAAAUCAAUAUAAAUGAAACAUCACAUAACAUUACAGUGAACUCUUCUUCGGUUACUAUCAAACCUACAAUCAAGAAAAAGCCAUCAGUCAAUGAUGCCAAACAUUUAAACCAAGAUAGUUCAUCUGCGGAUGGUAGUAAAGCAGCGUCUAAAAUGAAGAAACUUACUGAAGAGCGUCAAAUUGAAGAAUUAGACGAUGAUCCAUCUACUCAUAAACCACUGACCUCUGUCGUUAAUCCAAAUAAACUUCAAAAUCCUGUAGUCCAAAACCAGUCUACUAUUACCACUACUACUAUGUUAAUGAACAUCACGAAUUUAAAUUCUACCAAACAAUCAAAUAAUAAUGAUGCUAUCUCUAAAAUUUCUACAAAUUCUUCCUCUAGCCAUCUUUCACUUCACUUGAACAAUGUUUCAACAGGAUUUCCACAUGACUCUAAAAUUGUUAAAGAUCAUAAAUCUAAUGAAAUUUUCAUUGAUAAUGUGAGUUCAACAAAAGAUAUUCACAUAUCUAAUGCGUCUAAACCAAUAAAUAAGAAUAAAGUAAUACUUGGCAUGUAUAAUAUUACCGAUGAAUUUGGGUUAAUAACUAAUAACUCUUCUACUCAAUUCACAUUCAGUAAAUUUCCACCUGUAUUACAGUCAAACGAUAUUAUUGUAGUUAUCAAUUCAACAAAUCAUAAAUAUCAUCAUCAUCGUAUUGCUGAACACUCGUUGGAUAAAUCUCAUCAUAAUCUGUUACCGUUUCAACAUCCAGUAGAAUCAGUUCAGAAAGUUUAUCUAUUACUAAGUAUUAUUUCAAUGAUACUUUGGCUGUUGACAAUUCCAUUAACAAGUUGGUGUGAAUCGAUAUUUAUUCGUUACUUUGAUCUUCAGAUCAUAGAUGAUAAUAAUUUCGAGCUUAUUUCUGCUAGCAAACUUUCGUCACCAAGUGUGAUGCAACGAUCAGAUACUGAUAGUAAUGAAAAUCAUUCUGAAGAAGGUCUCAAAUCAAGAUUACUUGGAGGAUCAGAUGAAGAUGACAGUGAAUCGGAUUCAGUUGAACUAUGGAAUCGAAGUCAUUUUAUUGAUAACAACGGAGAGCUAGUCUGUCAUUCUGAUUCUGAAUUGAAUGAUAAUGGUGUUGUUCUGAAAAAUUCCUUAAUUAAAUCAUCUUCAGGAAAUAAUAUUUCUGGUUAUUCAGUGUCUAAAUCGAUGAUAGUAUUAAAUCCUAAUGUUGGUGAUGAUAUUACCUCCUCUAUGACCGAUUAUUCUGUAUUUGAAACUCAUUGGCCAAGAAUUCAAUGGCCGUCAAAUUUUUGGCUGUUAUUAUCUGCAUUUCUAAAUAGUGGUUUGGAGACAACAUAUGCUGGCUUUGUUGCUAGUCUCACUAUCCGUUAUCUUCUUUGGUCUCCAACAUUAGCAAUAAUUGUGACCAGUUUGUUUUGGCUUGGUAAUCUCGUUGGCUUUUUAGUUCGUUUAUUGAUAAUCAAUAUAAAAUGGCCAGAUUUACGAGAUACUUUACCCGGUAUUUCAAACAGUCAGCUAUUAUCUAAGCGUAUAUAUUCAACUAGAAAACACCGUCGUAAUUAUGCAAAGAAUACAAAAUCAUCAAUAAUCAUUACUAUCAUACAAUUGUGUGGAUGUUUUAUUUGUGUAACUAGUUCUAUUGCAUUAACAUAUUUAUCAAUGUCAACUGGAAGAUGUUCCACAACAUCAUCAUCAUCAUCCCUAUUAAACAUGAAUUCAUUAUCUCAUCCUUAUAUAACAUGGUUAAUUGGUAGUUUUUGUUUUGGUAUUGGUAUUGGUUUAUCAUCUUCUUAUACUGGUACAUUAAUGACUAUACAUUUAACUACAAAUUUAUUUUUUUCUAAUUCAUAUCAUAUUCAAUUAGCUACAUUUUUUGGUCAAUUAUUAAUGCCAGCAUUAAUUGCUAUGCUUCAUCAUCAAGCAUUAUUUUGGCGUUAUUCAUGUGUACAUAGUAUUAGUGUAUUAUGUUUAAGUAUAUUAAUGAGUUGUUCAUUAAUUAGUCAUUUUAUCAUUGAAACUAUUGAAUAUAAACGUAAUAAUUUAUUAAAAUCAUCUAAAACUAAUCGAAACAAUAAUCAUGAUACACAUUUACAAUAUUCUAAUGGAAAAAUUACAAUACCAUAAUUAGCUUAUAAAUUUUAAUAGGGAUAGGUAAUAAUUAUCUUCAAGAAAACUGAUGUUAACUUCUUCUAAUAUUGUUAUUAUUUUGUUUAUUGCAAAUGUCUUUCAUCAAACUUGUCUUCAUGUGGUUAAUUGCUUUAACCUGUAAUAGUUUAUUGUAACUAUAUAUAUAUACAAAAAUAUGUUAUUUGUAUAAUACUAAUACUAACCCUCCUUCUUCCUCCUGCCUUCCUUCCCCUCCUCUCUAGUCUGAUAAUAAUGGUAUUUUGUUCAUUUGAUUGCAUUUUGUACUGUACCAUUUGUAUGUGUACUCACUUAUAUUUUUUUAUUACCGCCUUAUUUUCAUAGGUUAUCUGCAAGUUUGAUCUGUUGUUAUUUUAAUAUACUUCAUUACGUCAUGCAUU